Molecule: messenger RNA, 5154 nt
Organism: Odontomachus brunneus
Lineage: Eukaryota; Metazoa; Arthropoda; Insecta; Hymenoptera; Formicidae
Gene: Girdin
Product: girdin
Exons: 23
Coding region: 544-4314 (1256 amino acids)
Biological process (GO): cytoskeleton-dependent intracellular transport; cytoplasmic microtubule organization
Cellular component (GO): centrosome; cytoplasm
Molecular function (GO): microtubule binding; dynein light intermediate chain binding
Source: RefSeq, a predicted model, not a curated record
UCCCGGCCCGAAUCAUAACAAUUAGUUUUGCUUGAUUUUAGUUUGCUGGACGCUCGUCCUCCUAUUCCACGGUCUCGCUGUUUUUUUUUGCGAGAACGAUCAGCUGUCGAGGUCGCGAGGAUCUUCGUCGAACCGGGGAGGUGCGGCGAGAUUGAAAAGUCGGUUUUUUCCCGGCAAGUGCGAGACGUAACUCCUCCCGCGAAUGAUGAAUAUAGCGUUCGACGCGCUCUUAUUUUCGUGCACCUAAGCCGAGUGCAGUUGUCGAGCUAUCGUGUGUAGCGAUUUGAGCGAUUCGCCAGCGUAAAACGAUGCACUCGUAAGCGGAGUCAAGUUACGAGAAGCGCGCGACGUUGCUGUCUCAGGAGACGGUGUGAGUCGGAUCAGAUUCACAGGCUGGUGCGAAAGAAGGUGCGCGAGUGACCGAUUGACCAGACGGGACGACGCGACGGCGACGUUAGUUCAUUCACAGUGUUUUCGCAGUGAGAAAAAGAUGUCAACUCGUAGAUGAUAAUCGCACCGUUAUCUUGAGCGAAUUACACGAAGAUGGCGUCUUCAGAAAUUGACGAUUUAUUGGCCGGACCGCUGGUCACUUGGGUCGUCAGCUGCCUGGAAGAUUCUGAUGCAUUGGCUAAUUAUGAGGACUUGGUGGAUGGUGUCUUGUUGCACAAUGUCUUCCUGCAAAUCAAUCCAGAACCGCUUCAUGAUGAAGUUGUGCCUUCUGAUGGCAAUCCUGUUAUUCGUACAAAAAACUUGAAGACUAUAGUACAAAAUAUAAAACAAUUCUAUGAAGAGGAGAUGGACAAUCUGAUUAUAAAGUUACCAGAUACCACAAAUUUAGGAAAGGAACCUGAAUUAUACAUAGCAGAUAUGAAGUUAUUGCUACUAUUAUUGCUCGGAUGCGCCGUUCAGUGUCCGAAUCAGGAGAAGUUUAUCAGCAAGAUAAAAACGUUACAUCUGGAUACUCAGCUUGCGAUAGUGGACUGUAUUAAACAGAUUACAGACCACCAAGACAUAGUCAUUACACAAGAUGCUAUGGCAAGUGCAAACAUGGGUUAUCUGUUUGUACAGAUAAAAAAAUGGACUCAGGAAUUGGAUUUCUAUCGGGAGAAAUGGAGAGAAGCAGCGUUGGAUGAUAGUGUCGAACGUAACGAGUCUUCGAGUAGUGCAUCCGAAGAAAUAAUCAAGGUGCAACAAUCUCAUCCUGUAACAAAAGCCGAAAGAGAAGAUAACUAUCAUUAUGCGGUUGAAUUGGCCGACUGGAAGUCUAAAGUCCGGAAACAACGUCAGGAGUUAGAAGAGAAAACGGAGGCUUUGCUCGAGUGUAAGGAGGAGCUGGAACAUAAUAAAACAUUACUUGUUAAACUGAGGCAGGAGAAUCAAGAAUUGAUGCACGAAGCUCGCGCUGCGAAGUCCUACAGGGACGAAUUGGAUGCCGUGAUCGAAAGAGCAGAACGAGCGGAUCGUUUAGAGAUAGAAGUUUCACGAUACAGAGAAAAACUUACUGAUAUCGAAUUUUAUAAAACUCGGAUAGAAGAGUUACGCGAGGAUAAUAGGGUUCUAAUGGAGACCAGAGAGAUGCUUGAAGAACAAUUAAGUUCGUCGAGGAGCAGAGCGGAUAAAGUAUUGGAGCUUGAGUCUGAAAUCAUCAAGUACAAACAGUUACUUAACGACAUGGCAUUGGAACGUGCUGCCGAUAAAGAAAAGUAUCAAGAGCUCGUCGAGGAGAAUACGCAACUGCAUCAAAUAACGAAAGCAGCUGCCAAUGAGGCUGCAUUGGCUGGAUCCAGUGAUUCAGAAGAACCAGUACCCGACGAAAACAGACUGUCCGAGCAAUUGACGAGUAAUGCCGAAAGGAGAGCGUUAAAAUUAGAAUUGGAAAAUCGUCGUUUAAGUACCCUGAUCGAUUCGAUGAAAGAGACUUCAUUUCACGAGAAUUCGACUCACGUUCUGGAAUUGGAAAAAGAGAAGAAGAAGCUUUCGUUGAAAAUUGAGUCAUUGAACGAUAAUAACGAGAGACUAACGCAACAAAACUCCGACUUGGAAUUGGUUUGCAAGCAAGCGUUGGAAGAAAAUAAGAAACUUCAGAAUAAUCUUAAGAAUCAGCGUACUUCCUCCGAGAAGCAACAACACGAACUUCAAAUUCAUCACACGAAAAUAAUAGAGAUGGAAAAGAGUUACGACACCGCGGUGAAAGAGAAACAACGAGUUCAGUUAUUACUGGAGAGUGUACGACGACGUGCUGAUGACUUGGAACGUACUCUGGAGACGACGAGUCAAAAGGUUGAGGAAUUGAAAGUCAUCGAGAACAAUGUCAAUGAGAUUAACUCUAAGUGUCUUGAUCUCGAAUCGAGACUAACGGUGACGGAAAAAGAGAAAGAUGCCGCACAACGGGAUAUUUACAAAUGCAGAGAAACGAUUGAGGAGAAAGAUGUUGCUUUAGACAAAGCAACAAACACGAUUGAAGUCUUGGAGAGGAAAGUAUUACAACUUGAACAAGAGCUGCAAGAUUGCGUUACGCAGAUAUCCAGAUUGCAAGAAAUCGAGCGAAGCAGCAAAGAACUCGAUACCCGAGCUGCUAUUGAUAGAGAAACUUUAGAAAUACUUCAGUCCAAUCUCGUCGCGGAGAAACGAAACAAUCAACAAUUAUGUACGAUUUUAGAAAAACUCGGCCUUAGUGACAACAUACUGUUAACUUUACCACCAGAGACCAUAUUGGAAAGAAUUGCGCAACUACCGGAAAUAAUAGAUUACGUGAAGAAAUUAUCUCUCGCAGAGGACAGCUGCAACGAAAAAGCCGUGUCUGAGUCCACUGAAAAGGAGAAUAGCGAUGAAUUAAAUAAAACCUUGGAAGCUAUAAUAGAACCUUUAAAGCGCGAAGUGGAACAACUACAGAUGAAGUCAUCCAUGUCUCAAACGGCCUCGGAACAUUUGUUGUCUGAGAAUGCGAAACUUCAGGUUCACAUUACAACGUUACAGUCGCAAACUAAUUCCUUAAACGCGCAACACACCGCUCUACAAUUGGCGAAUUCGCAACUUGUCGCUGAAAAAGAAGAGCUUUUGAAGGAACGCAACACGCAGCAGCAGGUGCAUUCUGCGCUACUUCGUGAUCAAAGCACCAUGCAAUCGUUGCACGAGCAACUGAACAACGAGUACGAGAUUCUGCGCCGCGAGCGAGACUCCCUCAAGUCGAAUUUAAGAGACGCAAGGAACGAGAACAGAACGUUGCGCGAGAAUGUCGAGCGACUGGAGACGAAAAGCGAAGCGUUGCAGUCUGAACGGGAGGCUUUUGUUAACAACACGAGAAGUUUGAACAAUCUCCGAGGAGAACACUCAAAGUUGAAGGAUGAUUUCAGAAAUCUGUACACCGCGGGCGAAAGAUUGAAGGCAGAAUACAGAAACUUGCAGGAAGAUUAUAGAAAGAAUAAAGUCGAGGUAAAUCGCUUGAGCCUGAAGCAGACCGAGAUGCAGGGAGAGCUCAGUAUCAAGAGCGAACGGUGCUCAGACUUGGAGGCCGAAGUUAAUCAUCUCAACGAACGAUGUGAGAUGUUAUUAGAGAUGAACUCUGGGUUGGAUAACGACAGGCGUUCCUUAAUGGAGCACAUAAGUGUACUGUUUACACAAUAUCAUGAACUUUUGACGCAUUCGCUUCAGGAUAAGGAACAUUAUCACAUGGAAGAAAAAAUGUUCACGGAUAAAGUUAAUCAACUGUAUAGGCAGAAAGAGAAGUUGGAAGAUAAAAUUAUGGAGCACUACAGGAAACUGAACAGCUGCACUACCAAAAAGAAGAGUUUCGGAGCUAAUUUAGUUCGCAGAGUCAGGAAAGCUGGGUCGGAGCUUCUCAAUAAGAAUCGACGCUCGUGGGCCGAAGAUUCCAAGCAGUCGGACUGUAAGACAUACGAAUCGGAUACAGCCGGGAACGACUCGGAUGCGAGUACCGACGAUUACCGUUUACCUGGUCCGAGCAGAAUGCUCGAGUCAGACGCGCUCGGACAGGCCGGGACCAGAAGAACCGUAUACUACACUGACGAUUCUCCGCCGUCGUCCGCUUCUUUGCCGGCGGACAGACUGCUGGGUGAAUCUUACCCGGAGCAAGGAGACGACGCGCAGAUAGAGCCGAAUUUAAAAUCGGAAACGCAGGUUGAGUCGCGUCCCUUUCUAAUCUAUAACAAAGUGUCGGCAGUCAUAAACGAGUCCAAGAACGUAGCUGGGACCCCGAUGAAAGACACAGCGCAAGAUGAAGCGCUCACGGAACCGCCCGCCGACAAAGAGCCAAAGACUGGAAGUCCGAUAUGGUACGAAUACGGUUGUGUAUGAACAAACUCCCUCACACUGCCCACACGAUGCUUCCAUUAGAAUAUCCGAGAAAAAAAUAAUAAGGCGUCUCUUUAUACACACACACAUAUAUUCUCGUGAUAUCGAAUGUAACGCUAAAUCAAGAUUGCUAGGGAUGCGCGGUUUGCGUAUGUUUGGUUGUAAUACGAUUGUUUACAAAUAUCCGAACAUUUCUCGAAGCCCGUGACGCUUCGUUAGUCGUCUCUAAUCGCUCGAAAUCCUUCCGCAAUUAUUUGCUUUCGUUCCACACAUCGUCGAUGCUUCCCAGCUUUCGUUUUUAUUUAUAGUUGUUAAUAAUCGAAGGUUAUUAUGGAUAGAUCAUUGUCGAGCCAUUCAAAUUCGUUUUUCAAGAAUCUCUAUUUUGGGAUUCUGUGUUUUGUCGGAGUCAGAAAUUGACGUUUCUAGAUGUAAAGAGCGUCUUAAAAUCGUGACUUGGAAAACUCGCGGAUAUCCGCACUUCCCUAUCAGUCGCAUUUUCUGCGAAUCGCACUCUGCAAACAAACGAAAAGAGAGAUUAACAUAACGUGAAUACAUGUUUGUUCAAGAGAGAUCGGUGAAAACGCGCGAGAAAGUAUUACAUAUACUAAAGAUUUUACCAUUACUCGUAAAUGAACCCACGCGCGUGAUUGGACGUAACGCUCCCAAAAUUACAAAGUAGAUUUAAGAAUAGAGCGCCUACGAGUUCCUAGAAAGCUUUUGUGCUAAAAAUCGAUGCUAAAUAAUCGUAACAUGAGUCGAGUUGGCGUCUGUUAUUGACGAUUUGCGUAAUUCAAGAAUUAUUCGUCUGAUGUGUUCUUUUUUUUAUUAUAUUUUAUGUUUCAA